AUGUCAACAAUUCACAAAUUUAACCCUAUUUUUGUUUCUCAUGACACACCAAGAACAAUAAUAUUAAAUGAAUAUUCAACAAGAAUGUUUUUUGAAAAUUUCUCAAAGAACAUAUUUGAUGGAAUUAAACCAAAAGCAAUUUUAGUUAUAAGUGCACAUUGGGAAGAAAAUGAUUUUACUAUUCAAACAACAAAAGACCCAAAAGUAAUUUAUGAUUUUUAUAAUUUCCCAGAUGAAAUGUAUAAAUUUGAAUAUCCAGCUAAAACAUGUCCUCAAUUAAUAAACAGAGUAAUAGAAUUAUUUAAAGAUGCGGAUAUAGAGUUAAAAAGGGAUUGUAAAAGAGGUUAUGAUCAUGGUGCAUGGACUGUAAAUAAAUUAAUAUAUCCAGAAGCAGAUGUGCCUAUGGUUCAAAUAUCUUUAAAAUCAAAUUUAAACCCAACAGAGCAUUACCAAAUAGGCAAAGCUCUUAAACCAUUGGUAGAUGAAGGUUAUUUAGUUAUGGGUAGUGGUGGAACAGUGCACAAUUUAGAAGCAUCAAAAGAUCUAUCGAAUCACCAUGAUAGAGCUUGGGCGAUUGAUUUUGAAGAAUGGGUACACAACACACUAACAACUAAAACUGGUAAAGAAAGAGAGGAUGAGUUUCUUAAAUUUGAAUCACUACCAAAUUCAAAUAAAGCACAUCCCACCUACGAUCAUUUUAUUCCGCUAUUUGUUAUUCUAGGUUGUGCCAAAGAUCACUCAGUGUGUAAACGUAUCCAUUGCCAUUGGAGAAAUCCUGUUUUUUGUGCUUCAAGUUACUCUUUUGAAUAA
Dictyostelium purpureum is the source of this 810-nucleotide messenger RNA. RefSeq lists its product as uncharacterized. Lineage: Eukaryota; Evosea; Eumycetozoa; Dictyosteliales; Dictyosteliaceae. The record is from RefSeq and is a predicted model, not a curated record. Gene Ontology annotation, molecular function: ferrous iron binding; oxidoreductase activity, acting on single donors with incorporation of molecular oxygen; zinc ion binding. The transcript has 2 exons. The coding region runs from base 1 to 810 and encodes 269 amino acids.